GCUCCGGAUGAUUCCUGUCACGGUGAAAUUAUUAAAUGUAUAAUGACAUUCAAACCAGGGGUUUUUAUUUCUAAAUUGAUUUCUGAUAUUAUUUUUAAAACAACUUGUGCAUUAUGUUACACUUUUUAAAAAUCUCGUUACAAAACUAACUAUCAUACUUUGAUGAAAUAAACGUAAAGAGAAUGGCUCGGGCGAAGCAUAGAGUUAACACGGAUAUAUGCGCUGACUGUGGAGCACUCGAACCAGGAUGGGCUUCAUUGAACAGAGCAAUUUUAUUAUGUGAUGAUUGUUGUGGUAUUCAUCGUAGCCUUGGCCGCCACAUAUCUCAAGUAAAAUCACUUCAUGAAAGCAUUUGGCAUACAAAUCUCCUUAAUAUGGUGCAUACCUUAAAUGAUAAUGGAGCAAACAGUAUUUGGGAACAUUCCCUUUUAGAUCCUAGUAAUUCAAAAAUUAGUAGAAGAAAACCACAAGCUAAAGAUCCAUUACAUCCAAUAAAAGCUGAUUUUAUUAAAGCAAAGCAUCAACAUUUGGCAUUCAUAUUACAUCCAAGCAAAGAAGAAUGUUGCAGUGAAGAAGAAUUAAGUAGACAGUUACAUAGUAGUGUUCGCACAAGUAAUUUAGAAACUUCUUUAAGAUUGCUUGCACAAGGUGCUAAUCCAAGUUACCUUUACAAGGAAAAGGGUACAACACCUUUGCAUGUCGCUGCUAGAGCAGGUCAAGCUUUGCAGUUAGAGCUUUUAAUAGCUAAUGGUGGAAAUCCUAGUAUGAUUGAUUCAAAUGGACAGACACCUGCUGAAAUUGCCAAAAUGGCAGGACAUAUAGAUUUAUUUGAUCGUAUAAUUGAAUGCUUAUAUGAAGUAACAGAUAGACUAACAUAUUUCAUAUGUUCACGCAAGCCAAAUCAUAGACUGGAUGAACACAUAAUUAUUCCUGAAUGUACACUAUUAUUGGAACAAAGUGAUCUGUGUUUAGAAGGAAGAAAUAAAUUACAAAUGUUAUCAAAUCAUUUGUUGGAAGAAUUAGCAAUGGAUGUUUAUGAUGAGGUUGAUCGGCGAGAAAACGAAGAAAUUUGGUUUGCAACUGUAUCCUUACCUCAAAAAUGUACAGUGCCUUUUCUACCAGUCAAUCCACAAUUAUCGUCAACAAGAAAUCAAGGUAGACAAAAACUUGCAAGGUUUACACCAAAGGAAUUUGCUACACUUAUUAUAGAUGUUCUCAUAGAGGCUCGCAGAAGACAUAUGCUUGCAAAUAAUGCUCCAUUGCAAGUAUUUUUAGAUCCAGCUGUUUCUAUACUUCGUAAGGAACAACAUGGUAAAUAUGGAUCACAAAUGUCUGACGAUGAACCAUUGUAUGAUAGCGUUGCAUCUGAUGACGAUUACGCAUUAACAUCGACGGAUAAUAUAACGCCUGAGUAUUCAACACAGUUUCAAAUGGAUAACGAGGAAGCCUUUGCACCAUUAGCCAAGGGGCUUCCAUCUGUCGUAGAAGUUUUGAAAAAACAAUUAACUCUCUCUGAAUCUACUAUCAGGGAUCUCCAUGAGCAGAUACGUACUUUGCAGAGUACUAUAGAACAACUGACACAUGAAAAUAAUGAACUAAAACAAAUGAUUCAUGUAAAAAGAUCUGUUGAUGGGGUUAUUAAUGGUCACGUUAGUGGAGAACAAGAACCAGAAUUAGAACCAGUGCUUGAUAUAAAAACAUCUCUUACUAGAAGCAAUCAACGACCUGCAUCUAUGUAUGAAACAAGAGAAGGUCUACGAAAACCUGGUUCAUGGUCAACAUCAAUUUGUCAGUCGAAACGAGAUUCAGAAACGAUGUCUCGCAGCAAUACACAAAGCUUGUGGGAGUGUGGUUCUCCUAGUCUACCUCCGAGCGAGGAAGUUACUCGAAGGACUGAACAAGUUACAAGAAGAAUUCAGGAAUUAUGGAUGGCCAUGCAAGAUCCAAAACAACGGGAAGCUUUUGUACCUUGUGCAGAAAGAAUUCGUGUUGCCGUUGCUGAACUCACCGCUAUAUUUCCCCAAAAUCCAAUUGAGGAAAAUAUCAGAUCUGCUCUGCGACAACUAAAUGGUAAUACAGGUAGACUUCAAGCAGAAUGUUCUGGUCUUCAAAGAUGUACUAGCGAUAUGGAACAUAUGGAUCGAUGCCUUCAACAAGUACGUUCAUGUGCUUAUGAUAUUGCCAAAGCAACAAAGCUUCUUGUUACCCAAUUUCAGUCGUAACAGAUCAAAGGCAAAGUAUUACAAAUUAAAUAAUUUUUCCAUAUUUGAUGUAUAUAAGUUGUA
This is a messenger RNA of Eufriesea mexicana, 2285 nucleotides long. RefSeq names its product ARF GTPase-activating protein GIT1 (gene Git). Bases 183 to 2222 code for a protein of 679 amino acids. The record is from RefSeq and is a predicted model, not a curated record. Lineage: Eukaryota; Metazoa; Arthropoda; Insecta; Hymenoptera; Apidae. Gene Ontology annotation, cellular component: synapse. The transcript is spliced from 13 exons. Gene Ontology annotation, molecular function: GTPase activator activity; small GTPase binding. Gene Ontology annotation, biological process: brain development; synaptic vesicle recycling; regulation of G protein-coupled receptor signaling pathway.